UAUCCACCAAUCCACCAGUUCAGCCAGAGCCUGGACAAGACCACCGCGGUCAAGCUAUUCAAGCUGCUGGAGAAGUACCGCCCGGAGUCUCCCCUGGCCAAGAAGCAGCGCCUCAAGAAAAUCGCCGAGGCUAAGGCCAAGGGCAAGGAGGUGGAGCCCAAGAAGAAGCCCAGCUAUCUGUCGGCCGGCACCAACACCGUCACUAAGCUGAUUGAGCAGAAGAAAGCCCAGUUGGUUGUGAUCGCUCACGAUGUUGAUCCCCUGGAGCUGGUGCUCUUCUUGCCCGCCUUGUGCCGCAAGAUGGGUGUGCCCUACUGCAUUGUGAAGGGCAAGGCUCGCCUGGGACGCCUCGUCCGCCGCAAGACCUGCACCACCCUGGCCCUGACCAGCGUUGACAACAACGACAAGGCCAACUUCAGCAAGGUCCUGGAGGCCGUCAAGACCAACUUCAACGAGCGCCACGAGGAGAUCCGUCGUCACUGGGGCGGUGGCAUCCUCGGCUCGAAGAGUCUUACCCGCAUCGCCAAGCUGGAGCGCGCCAAGGCCCGUGAGCUGGCCCAGAAGCAGGGUUAGAGAACACAGCCUAGCAGCAGCGCACAAGACCUAUGCUAUAAG
Messenger RNA from Drosophila persimilis, 615 nucleotides. Its product is annotated as 60S ribosomal protein L7a. The record is from RefSeq and is a predicted model, not a curated record. The annotation marks the transcript as partial. Gene Ontology annotation, cellular component: ribonucleoprotein complex. The transcript has a single exon. NCBI's taxonomy places the organism in Eukaryota, Metazoa, Arthropoda, Insecta, Diptera, Drosophilidae. Gene Ontology annotation, biological process: ribosome biogenesis.